Messenger RNA from Harmonia axyridis, 1309 nucleotides. Its product is annotated as dnaJ homolog subfamily A member 1-like. Lineage: Eukaryota; Metazoa; Arthropoda; Insecta; Coleoptera; Coccinellidae. The transcript has a single exon. Bases 93 to 1277 code for a protein of 394 amino acids. Gene Ontology annotation, cellular component: cytoplasm; cytosol. Gene Ontology annotation, biological process: protein refolding. Gene Ontology annotation, molecular function: Hsp70 protein binding. The record is from RefSeq and is a predicted model, not a curated record.
CACCUCCAAAGUUCUGUGACCCACGUCACCAAAUUCCAAGUGUCACCAAUGUUGCACAAAUCCAUCUACCUCUCGCCCCCUCCGGAGAUCAAAUGGUCCACGAAACUGAGUUCUAUGACAUCCUAGAAGUCCAGCCUGAUUGCACAGAUGAGGACCUCAAGAAAGCGUACCGAAGAUUAGCUCUCCAAUACCACCCUGACAAGAACCCUCAGGAGGGUGAUAGGUUCACUCGGAUAUCCCAAGCCUACGAGGUCCUAUCUGACCCUCAGAAGAGGGCGGUAUAUGAUGAAGGAGGAGAGCAAGCCAUUAAGACCGGAGGUGGAGUACCUUACUCCAAUCCUAUGAACCUUUUCGAUAUGUUCUUCAAUGCUGGUACAUCUGGGAAGAGGAGGAGCGAGAGGAGUCGUAGGGACAUCAUCCAUGAGCUUGCUGUGAGUCUGGAGGAACUGUAUAAUGGGGCUAACAAGAAGAUCACCAUUAAGAGAAACGUGCUUUGUGAUAAGUGUAAGGGUAAAGGAAGUAUGAGUGGAAAGACUGUUAAGUGUAAGAUCUGCGAUGGUCAUGGGAUCAUCAUAAGGACCACGGAGGUAGCUCCUGGUAUGAUCAGACAGACCCAGAGGCUCUGCAGGGAAUGUAAUGGUACUGGAGAGCAAAUAGACGCCAAAGACUUGUGCAAGAAAUGCAACGGACGUAGAGUCAACGAAGUAUCCAAAAAUGUAACUGUUAAAGUUGAGAAAGGCAUGUUGGACUCACAAAAGAUCAUAAUCAAAGGUCAGGGUAAUGAAGAACCUGAAAAAGAACCUGGAGACAUCAUAAUAAUCCUUGAGGAGAAGGAACAUCCAGUUUUUUCAAGAUCCGAAGAAGACCUUCUGAUGAGGAUGGAUAUCCAGCUGAUUGAAGCUCUUUGUGGUUUCCAAAAAACUUUUAAGUCUUUAGAUAACAGAGAUUUGCACAUAGCUGUGCCGAAAGGUACAGUUAUGAAGCAUGGAGAUAUAAAGCUAAUUAUAGAUGAAGGUAUGCCCUAUUUCCAGAAUCCCAACGAUAAGGGUAGGCUUAUUAUACAGUUCUUCGUGGAGUUUCCUGAUACUUUGGAGGAAACUAUUAUUACAGAUCUGGAAAGAAUUCUAGGACCGAGACCUCAGAUCAAGGUUCCUAGUAAGGCUAAGAGUUGUACGCUGGAAACCUUCGACCCUGAGGUUGAGGCUAAGAGGCAUCGUAGUCAAAGGAUGAUGGAAUCUGAUGAGUCUAUACAAGAAUUACAGUGUGCUACUAGUUGAUUGUCCUUCACUAAAGAUUUCCAAUAUCAAAA